CUAAGAGGAGCAGAUGCCCAGCCCUCAGACCAGCAAGGCGGCUCCGGCUUCAUCUGCGGAAAGCGACAGUCCGCCCGACGGGAAAGGAAAGGGGCAAAUCAGCCAAUGGAACCGCAGGAGUGCCGGAGUCACUCCACACAUGCAUCAGCCACACCCACAUCCCUACGUCAUGGUGAAUCCAACUUCCUUCAGCUCCUCCUCCGCUUACCUGCGGGCCCUCCUCCAUGACAGCAAGCAGGCGGUGCUCAUCCAUCCGGGAGAGCCUGGAGUACCUGGUGGUGCAGGAAAACCUGGUAUCAUGGGGAAUAUAGGUGAAAAGCUCACCAGAGACAAUGGCUCUCAGUCUUCCGUCCUUCACUUGCCACCCGCUGCCUCCUCCUCCUCCAUACUCAGCAUGCCGCCAACAAGGCUCUUCCCAUUGGUGGCCAAAUACAAGCAGCACCCGGCUGGACAAGGAAUGAAGCCCGGAAGCAUGGGAUGGGUCCAACAUGAAUCCAGCUCUCCAAAAAAUGAAGAGGGGGGUGGAAAUAAGAAAAGCACGGCGCCUUCCUAUCUACAGGAACAUCCCAAAAACAACAACCAUGUGCAGAAGACCGUCUCAAAUGAGGGACAGGACAAGGAUGGCCCUGAGCUGGUCCAUCCUGUCCAGUACGCCAGUGGGUGCAAGUCUCCAUGCUGUGAGAAGACCUUUGCAGAUCACAGACACUUCCUCAGACAUUUGUACAGUGACCACCACCCAGAUGACAAAAGCACCGUGCAGUGCCUCCUACAACGAGAGGUGGUCCUCAGCCUAGAAGAACAGCUUGCUUUGGAGAAGCAGAGGCUCCAUGAGAUGCAGAGCUUGAUGACGGGAAAACUUGGCACGGCUCAUCUAUCAAAGCAGAGAGAACGUAGCAUCUUCCACCAGUCCUAUUAUUCUGGAGUCUCUACCUGGCCUGGUCUGGAUCUCACAGUCCCAUUACCGGAAGGCUUCCCCGACACUGUCCUAGCACUGAGAAGACAGCUCUGGGAGGGCGGCAGCGUCAACAUAUUGCAUGAUAUGGCAACCUGCAUCGAAUAUUACAAAACCAACAACGUCAGGCCGCCGUUCACCUACGCCGCGCUCAUCCGAUGGGCCAUCUUGGAAACACCACAAAAACAGCUGGCGUUGAACGAGAUCUAUCAGUGGUUUACCAAACGCUUUGCGUUCUUCCGGCUCAACAAAGUGACUUGGAAGAAUGCCGUGCGACACAACCUCAGCCUCCACAAGUGUUUUGUACGAGUGGAAAACAUUAAAGGGGCCGUGUGGAUGGUGGACGAGUUGGAGUUCCAGAGGAAGAGGGCAGUACGGGGAUCUCGCUGAGCGGCUUGCUUUUCCUCCGAUGUACAGGAAUUUCUUCGUAGACUGAACAUAUAUAAAAACAUUAUCAAGGCUGCUGGCGGGUAAAUCCGGAUCUGCUAAUAAAAUAGGAGGAGUUGGGAGUCUGCCUCUGCCAAUACGACUUCUUACCCCAUCUAUAGGAACCAAUGUCACCACCACGGUGCUGGAAGAGCAGAAUGAAUGUCACCACCACGGUGCUGGAAGAGCAGAAUGAGGCUUUCAUGUUAGAUGUUGAAAAAUAAAAUAAUUUGCUUCCUUUUGUUCCAUUUAAUAUUCCAGUGAAAGCAUUUUUUAUAUCUGUUUACUAAGUGCCAAUAAUAAAACAAUGAUAUUUUUGUACCAUUAAA
Molecule: messenger RNA, 1707 nt
Organism: Rana temporaria (common frog)
Lineage: Eukaryota; Metazoa; Chordata; Amphibia; Anura; Ranidae
Gene: FOXP3
Product: forkhead box P3
Exons: 12
Coding region: 14-1342 (442 amino acids)
Biological process (GO): regulation of transcription by RNA polymerase II
Cellular component (GO): nucleus
Molecular function (GO): RNA polymerase II cis-regulatory region sequence-specific DNA binding; DNA-binding transcription repressor activity, RNA polymerase II-specific
Source: RefSeq, a predicted model, not a curated record